CAGGCAGGACAGUGGUGUGUGUGCCUUUUUGCAUGUAUCACUCCCACACCUCACACAGCUCUUAGCACAGUAAAAGGCUUUCAAAUUCAACCUCAAACACAGCCAGAACAGACUAAGAGAACCAUUUCAAAAAUGGCAUCAGACGAUGGUUUCAGCUACCUAAUGCCAGGCCACAGUGAGAAACACAGGCGGGCCCCGAACUGGACCGACGGUGAAAUGAAAGCCCUCCUGUAUGUGUGGGAGGAACACCACAACGAACUGAAAAUGAGCAAGAGGAACGCCAAAGUUUACGAGAAGAUGUCCCAGAGGUUUUUCCAUCUGACCGGAGAGCAGCGUUUCAAAGAGGAGAUCAAGAUGAAAAUCACCAACAUGUCUUUCCAGUACAGGCGACUGAAAUCUACAGUUGGUGAAAGUGGUGAAAUACCAGAUUGGCCGUACUAUAAAGCCAUCGAGAAGAUCCUCUCCAAGCCGCUGGAGAACGGGCGGUUAAACUCUUUGGAGUUUCAGGCCUCCGCUGCAGGUCCCUCCACCUCCUCCCAGUCUACAGACAACCUGGCACCCCAGUCGGAGGAGGGGAUGCUGGGGUUCCUUCCAGAGUACACGGGCUCCUCAGAUGAGAUGGAGAUAAAGCAAGAGUUGGACUCUUUGAGCUCUGACAGUGACAACACACAGGGCUCCAGCUCCCACCCUAUUUCAGCCAGGAAGAGGCAUGCCAACAAGCACCUGUCCAUGAAGAAGAAGAAGCUGCGGGUGAUGCAGGCCAUGCUACAGCAACAAAAGAGGUCGAGCCGAGCAAUAGAGGAGACAUGCAGGGAGGUCCGUCGAGCCCUGCACCAACAGAACCUCCUCCAGGUCCAGUGUGUGCAGCUGCAGGAGCGUAUGAUGAACCUCCUGGAGAAAAUGAUCCAGCCUCCCUCCACCACAUCAGCGUCAUGGGGUCAGAGUGGGGCCAAAGACCCAGGGAAGCCAUGAAGUGUGUGGGUUAUGAUUGCUGGGAGAGAUCAUGGUCUUGCCUCACCUGUAGCCUCUGACGCAAAAAUAAAGAAGGCUAUAUUUCUUUGGAUUUCAGUUAGACAUUGAACAGAGAAGUGCAACAAUUUACUCCUAUGAUUUCUGAAGGUGUCAUCAGCCUGAAUACCUUUAAUGGAAGGUAAUCACGCUAAUAAUCACAAUGACGUAGACAUACACUGUCUCUUUAGCAGUUGGGCUCCAAUGUUUUCAUCUCAAGGAUACUUGUAUCUUUCUUGAUAAUUUGUACCCUAUUAAAAACACUGUGGGAACAACAGCCUUGCAAAAUUAGACUUAUCUU
Molecule: messenger RNA, 1309 nt
Organism: Seriola dumerili (greater amberjack)
Lineage: Eukaryota; Metazoa; Chordata; Actinopteri; Carangiformes; Carangidae
Gene: msantd1
Product: Myb/SANT DNA binding domain containing 1
Exons: 3
Coding region: 133-972 (279 amino acids)
Biological process (GO): positive regulation of DNA-templated transcription
Cellular component (GO): nuclear body
Source: RefSeq, a predicted model, not a curated record